This is a messenger RNA of Meleagris gallopavo (turkey), 2292 nucleotides long. It is a transcript of the gene KLHDC4, whose product is annotated as kelch domain containing 4. The record is from RefSeq and is a predicted model, not a curated record. Lineage: Eukaryota; Metazoa; Chordata; Aves; Galliformes; Phasianidae. Gene Ontology annotation, molecular function: protein binding.
AGCGGCCUGCAGCAUCGGGCUGCGGAACGGGCUCCAUCCGGCCCGCGGUGCGCCCCAGGCGGGCAGGGCGGCGCGGAUAGCGCGGUGCGUCCCGCGGCCUAGAGCGGCCUGCAGCCAUGGGGAAGAAGGGGAAGAGGGAGAAGAAAGGGAAAGGGGCCGAGAAGACGGCCGCGAAGAUGGAGAGGAAGGUGUCCCGCAGGGCCAGGAAGGAGGAGGAGGACCUUGAAGCGCUGAUAGCUGAAUUCCAGACUUUAGAUGCUAAAAAGACUCAAGUAAUUGAGACGUCCUGCCCACCUCCCUCACCCAGGCUGAAUGGCUCCCUGUCUGCCCACCCUGAGAAAGAUGAAUUGAUCCUUUUUGGAGGUGAAUAUUUCAAUGGCCAAAAAACGUACCUGUAUAAUGACCUGUAUCUUUACAACAUCCGGAAAAACAGCUGGACUAAAGUAGAGAUUCCCAACCCACCCCCAAGGCGCUGUGCUCACCAGGCAGCAGUGGUUCCCACAGCCGGUGGGCAGCUCUGGGUGUUUGGUGGAGAGUUUGCAUCUCCCAGUGGGGAACAGUUCUACCAUUACAAGGAUCUCUGGGUCCUGCAUCUGGCCAGCAAGACCUGGGAGCAGAUCAAAGCACCAGGAGGUCCCUCUGGAAGAAGUGGGCAUCGAAUGGUUGCUUGUAAAAGACAGCUGAUGGUCUUUGGAGGUUUCCAUGAGAGCACGAGAGACUACAUCUACUACAACGAUGUGUAUGCAUUCAAUUUGGACUCCUUCACAUGGAGCAAGCUGGCUCCAUCAGGAAUUGGGCCUGCUCCAAGAUCAGGAUGUCAAAUGGCUACCACACCUGAGGGCAGCAUAGUCAUCUAUGGAGGCUACUCAAAACAGAGAGUUAAGAAAGAUGUUGACAAAGGCACCCUGCAUACAGACAUGUUCCUGCUGAAGACUGAAGGCUCAGGCAAGGAGGAAGAUAAGUGGGUAUGGAGCCGACUCAACCCAUCCGGAGUGAAACCCACUCCCAGGUCUGGCUUCUCUGUGGCAAUUGGUCCCAAUAACCGCUCCCUGCUGUUUGGAGGAGUGCACGAUGAGGAAGAGGAAGAGAGCAUUGAAGGGGACUUCUUCAAUGAUAUUUAUUUCUACGAUAUUGGGAAAAACCGUUGGUUUCCUGGACAGCUAAAGGUAUCAAGGUCAGAGAAGAGGAAGCGAAGACGUGGCAGACGAGCUGAGACAGAUGGUGGAGAUGAUGAGGUAGAGAAGCAAGCCCCACGAGGCCCGGUGGAGAUAGUCAAAGAGGUGGUGGCAGAAGAUGGAACUGUCAUGACAAUCAAACAGGUGAUCUCUGGGCCUGCAGAUGAGAAGGAGAGGUCCGAAUCGGAGGAGGAGGAGGAAGAUGCAGCCUUGAGCCCGCAAGUGGAACCAUGCCCACGUUCAAACGCCAUGCUGGCAGUGAAGCAUGGGGUUCUGUAUGUGUAUGGAGGAAUGUUUGAGGUGGGCGAUCGCCAGUUCACCCUCAGUGACCUCUACAGUAUCGACCUGCACAAGAUGGAAGAGUGGAAAGUGCUGGUGGAGAUGGACCCAAAAACACAAGAAUGGCUGGAGGAGUCAGAGUCAGAUGAAGAGGAGGAGGAUAUGGAAGGUGCAGAAGGAGGGGAAGAAGAUGAAGAGAGUUCUGAAGAGGAUAGUGAGGAUGAAGGAGGAGAGGAGCAGCACCCAUCUGUUCAGCCUGAUGAGAAGCAUGCAGACUAUCUGUCCAGGACGGAGCAGUAUUGGAUCAAAGUAGCCCGCAGCAACAUGGGCCCGGAUGCCAAGGAGAAGAAGGUGGUGAAAGUAGCUCACGCCAUGGCAAAGACAUUCUAUGAAGAUUCAAUCUAGAUGAUGUUGGGGGUGUUCUGUGAGUGCAGAAACAUGUUGGGAGCAGUGGUUAGCCCUGCUGAAAUCAGCCUAAUGGGCCAGGCGGUCAGUGUGUGUGCCCAGAGGGCUUCCUGGCACUCCAACUCUUGCAUACUCCAUGUGAGUGCCUCUGGGCUGACUAAUCUCAAUAUGCUUGCUUGAUUAAUGCUCGGAAUAUACUGUUAUUCCCCUGGCGGUUGUGGGAGGGACUUGGAGAACAGGAUUACUGCCCAAACACUGGUUCUUCUGAGAAUGGAGCAUACAAUACCAUCAUCAUUUUGUUCAGAAGUUAUUUUGAGUCUGUGAAGGCAAACUGUGUAUCUCACAAUGGUUCUCUAGUCCCAAAUUCCUUAUCCUAACUGGGGCCAGGUCUUGUCUCCAAGGAUUUCUACAAUAAACUUGGUUGGUUACAUCA